This is a messenger RNA of Phialemonium atrogriseum, 1383 nucleotides long. Its product is annotated as nuclear distribution protein PAC1. The transcript is spliced from 3 exons. Gene Ontology annotation, molecular function: microtubule plus-end binding; dynein complex binding. The record is from RefSeq and is a predicted model, not a curated record. Gene Ontology annotation, biological process: vesicle transport along microtubule; nuclear migration; establishment of mitotic spindle orientation. Gene Ontology annotation, cellular component: nuclear envelope; microtubule associated complex; kinetochore. Lineage: Eukaryota; Fungi; Ascomycota; Sordariomycetes; Cephalothecales; Cephalothecaceae. The coding region runs from base 1 to 1383 and encodes 460 amino acids.
AUGGCUCCUACGCUGACGAGUAGGCAAGCAGAAGAGCUACACAAGUCCAUCAUAGCAUACCUGUCAGCGAACCAGUUGCCGAAUGCUGCCGCCGCGCUCAGGACAGAGCUGAACCUCGGGGAAGAUGUUUUCGAUGCAGCCACAGCUAAGAAGUACGAGACAUUGCUGGAGAGGAAAUGGACGAGCAUAAUUAUGGACCUCGAGACCCGAAACGAAACAUUGCAAUCCGAGCUCGAUAAUGCGACCCCAAGCUCACUCUCGAAGCGCAACGACCCAGCAUCAUGGCUCCCCAAAUCCCCGCCCCGACACACCCUAGAAUCGCACCGAGAAACCAUAAACUGUGUCGCUUUCCAUCCAAUAUUCUCCUCCAUUGCCUCGGGGUCCGACGAUUACACCAUCAAAAUAUGGGAUUGGGAACUGGGAGAGCUGGAGAAGACAAUCAAAGGCCACACAAGAGCAGUACUGGAUGUCGACUACGGCGGCCCUCGUGGCGGCUGUCUUCUGGCAUCCUGUAGCUCCGACCUGACCAUCAAGCUGUGGGACCCUGCAGACGAUUACAAGAACAUCCGAACCCUACCAGGCCACGACCACAGCGUGAGCGCCAUCCGCUUCAUACCUUCGGGGGCCGCCGGCGCGCCACUAUCCGGGAAUCUGCUCGUCAGCGCGAGCAGGGACAAGACCCUCAGAAUAUGGGACAUCACCACGGGAUACUGCGUGAGGACCCUCCACGGCCAUAGCAGCUGGGUCCGCGACGUAUGUCCCUCGCCCGACGGCCGCUUCCUCGUCUCGACCGGCGACGACAUGACCGUCCGACUGUGGGACAUCUCGGUGCUGGAGCCGGAAACAAAGCUGAUAAUGUAUGGUCAUGAGCAUUUCAACGAAUGCUGCGCGCUCGCACCACCUUCCUCGUACCAAUAUCUGGCGCCCCUCGCCGGGCUGAAGAAACCCCCGCCUGCGAGUAGCACGGCCGAGUUCAUGGCCACCGGGUCGCGGGACAAGACGAUAAGGCUCUGGGACGCUCGCGGGACGUGCCUUGCGACGCUGGUGGGCCACGACAACUGGGUGCGCGCCGUGAUCUUCCACCCCAGCGGCAAGUACCUGCUCUCGGCGUCGGACGACAGGACGUUGAGAUGCUGGGAUUUGAGCCAGGGGGGCAAGUGCGUCAAGGUCCUUGGGAACGUGCACGAGGCCUUCGUCACCUGCCUGAGGUGGGCCCCGGGAAUCAUCAAGGAGAGCGUCGUGGCCGCCGAGGUGCAGAACGGCGAGGCCGGCGGCGGGACGCCGAAACGCAACGGCGCCGAAAGGCCGGGCCCCGACGUGCAGAUCCGCUGCAUCAUCGCCACCGGGGGGGUGGAUCGGAAGUUGAGGAUCUUUGCGAACUGA